AUGAAUCCACGGCAAGGGUAUGCACCAACGCCUCAUAGCUAUGUCCCGAACACAGCCCUUUCGGCUAAAAUCAACCUUGAUGAGGAGGUGAAGCUGACCGAGACGCGCGCCGAACGCGACUUGCACGACUCUCUCGCCGAGAUCUUCUCCAUCAUCAUCACCCUAGAUCAGCUUGAAAGAGCAUUUCUCAAGGAUGCGAUACCUGAAGCCGACUAUACGGAGAUCUGCGAGCGGUCUCUGAAGCAAUAUAAGUCUAUCCUCGCAGAUGACACGGUAGCCAAUGCCUUCGUGGGUCUGGAAGAGUUCAAGGCCGAGUGGGAGCUCGAAGUGCCCCGGGCGACAGAGCGACUCAAGGUGGGCAUGCCGUCGACGACCGUCACUGCCUCUACAGGCAAUGCACCACAGCCAACUGCACCGACGAAUAACAAGUCUGGUGCACUGAUUCUCGAAGCCACACAAGAUUUCAUCACCUUCUUAGACGCCCUUCGGUUGGGUCUCCUGGCCAAGGAUCAACUGCACCCUCUCUUGACCGAUGUCAUCCAAAGUGUUAACAAGGUUACGGACCGAGACUUUGAGAAUCGGGGCAAGAUUGUGCAGUGGUUGAUCACAUUGAACCAGAUGAAGGCGACGGAGGAGCUGAGCGAGCAACAGUCAAGAGAGCUCGAGUUGGACAUCAAUUCUGCGUACUUAGGUUUCAAGAACACCCUCUGA
This is a messenger RNA of Anthostomella pinea, 711 nucleotides long. NCBI's taxonomy places the organism in Eukaryota, Fungi, Ascomycota, Sordariomycetes, Xylariales, Xylariaceae. The record is from the annotation of a GenBank genome assembly.